This is a messenger RNA of Sphaeroforma arctica JP610, 2710 nucleotides long. Its product is annotated as DNA repair protein RAD51 like 1. Gene Ontology annotation, cellular component: condensed nuclear chromosome. Gene Ontology annotation, molecular function: single-stranded DNA binding; ATP hydrolysis activity; DNA strand exchange activity. The coding region runs from base 270 to 1295 and encodes 341 amino acids. Gene Ontology annotation, biological process: mitotic recombination; DNA recombinase assembly; reciprocal meiotic recombination. The record is from RefSeq and is a predicted model, not a curated record. Lineage: Eukaryota; Ichthyosporea; Ichthyophonida. The transcript has 7 exons.
CUUUAGUGUUUAUGUAUAUAUACUUUGUAAGUAUCCAUCUGCAUGUGUGUGUAUACAUAUUGCAAAUAAACUCGCUAUACGUACGUUCUGAGUAGAACUAUUUCGCCUCGUAGUGGUAGCAGGUACAUCACCAUAAUACGACAGGAUAGCUCACAAGUAGUGUUAUAUACAUACGUAUAAAUAUAUGCAUAUAGAGUGGAAAGCCAAAAUUAUAGAAUAAAAUAUUACAUGUAUAGUUGAGUCCCGAAUUCAAAUAAAAUCAUAACAAGAUGGCGGCUACAGCAGUGCAGCAAGAGGAAAACCAAUUGAUUGUUGAUGAAGAUGAAGAAGAGUAUGGAUGCCUACCUGUAUCUAAGCUUAAAGUAGACAAUGUGAAACAAGGGGACAUCAAACAACUCAUGGAGGCUGGUUUCCACACAGUCGAGAGUAUAGCAUACACAACCAAGAAGACUUUGCUGAAUAUAAAGGGUAUCAGCGAAGCCAAAGCAGAUAAGAUUCUUGCGGAGGCUAGUAAGUUGGUGCCUAUGGGGUUCACAACAGCCACUGAGUUUCAUCAGCGUCGUCAAGAGCUCAUAUCCAUCACAACGGGUUGUAAGUCGAUGGACGAUCUCUUGGGGGGAGGAAUCGAGACAGGAUCCAUCACAGAGCUAUUUGGGGAAUUUCGAACCGGCAAGACACAACUGUGCUACACACUGGCGGUGACGUGCCAGCUGCCCAUCGACCACGGCGGUGGUGAAGGAAAGUGUCUAUUUAUUGAUACAGAGGGCACCUUCCGACCCGAGCGAUUGCUAGACGUCGCUGAGCGCUUUGGACUGUCUGGCCAGGACGUGCUUGAUAAUGUGGCGUACGCACGCGCAUACAACACUGAUCACCAGAUGAACCUGCUAACCCAGGCAGCGGCUAUGAUGGCUGAGGCUCGGUUUGCGCUGAUGAUUGUAGACAGUGCGACCGCUUUGUACCGAACUGACUACCAGGGCCGAGGCGAAUUGGCUCCGCGACAGGCGCAUUUGGGACAGUUUCUGCGGUUUUUGCUGCGCUUAGCGGACGAGUUUGGUGUCGCGGUGGUGAUCACAAAUCAGGUAACCGCGGCCGUGGAUGGGCAGUCCUUUGCGCCCGACCCCAAGAAGCCCAUUGGCGGGAACAUCAUGGCACACGCUUCAACCACACGAUUAUACUUCCGAAAGGGCCGGGGUGAUAAUCGAAUCUGCAAGGUCUAUGAUUCACCGUGCUUGCCAGAGUCGGAAGUCAUGUUCUCGAUCGGGAAGUCCGGUAUAGACGAAGCAGUGGAGAAGUAGGUAACACUUUGAUUGAGCCAGAAUCAUAUAUAAGAGAGCUGUUCAGAGCCAGCCGUAACCACAGUCACUGACUCUGUAUGUCUAAAGCAUCUUGGCAGCAUGGGCUGAAAGCUGAAGGAAGCGAAAGAGAUAGCUGGUAUCCUGUUCGAUCGCGCCUGCUCCUGUAUACACGCGCAUAAGUGUGUAUCGCAGACGGCAAUAUAACCUCAUCAACGCCUUUAUUUCGUUCAAUCCACCCAACCCAACCCGUCGGCACACACACAGUCGCAUACCGAUUUGCAACACCCCGCACAUACAAUCACACACAGCAACACACUCACACAUGUAUAUCUACACAACGCCCUCCACACACUCAUUGCGACACCUUUGCAACACACCGGUCAAGUACACUAACUCGUAAGCCACAGUAGAGCCCACAAGCCAACCCCUGAUCGAUGCAAGUAGUGUCGCAGAUGGAGGUGUGUGAGAUGCCCAACACUUCAUAGUACAGACGGGUGGCGGAUCGAUAGCUCGUAGUGGCCCCAGUUAGAAGUUCGGUACGUAGCAGGAACGGCGGGCAGCCAUACACCGACAGGCCGGGACAUGGGGAAUGGGAGCGAAUAUUGGCGUGGUUAACACAAACUCUGUAUGUGUCUGAAUAACGGAAGGGAAGCUGACUGCCGGCAAGGAAGGCGGCGUAGCAUGGUUGGGUUUUAGGGUUUUACCAAAUAACGUACGCACAUCAUCCUUCACAUCGCGAAUGUCUGCGCUGCUGUAUGGAGGGAUAAGCCAUAGCCUGCCAAUACGUAAACGUCUACAGGGGUGCUACACGGCAUGUUGCUGAGCGAGUGAGGGUGAUCUACUGACCUAAAGUGCUCCGUACAGGCUUGCGCUGUAGAUCCGAGUGACAUGUUUCGCGUUCCGAGUAGUUGUUGCUUGAUGUUCUGAGGCAAGAAAGCAUGCAGUAACAUAGCCUUCUGUUCAAUUAGAAGGCUAUGGCAGUAAGUAUGUAGCUGGACGUUGUGGUGAAAUAAUCCUUCGGCUGGGUUUAUUACGAUUCGACGCAGCGAACUAUGUACGCCGGUCAUUCUCAUGCAGGAGAUAUCUGUGAUUGUACGUACAAGGCGGUGCGUAGCCGGAUUCACGUAUCGACUCCAGAUACAAUUACGCUCAAUGCUGGCGGCGUCAACGGUGGUGUCCUUGAUUAAAGAAUGAAUUUAGUUGGUGGUUUCAUCGAGGGAGUCACUGCUAGGCCUUCUCUACAAUUGUGUGAUUUGUAAGCGUAGUGUGCAACAUAUCCUCAUGUAGUCAGAGAGACAGCGGAGUGUGCUUGAUGUACGGCACCCACUCGGCAUGUGCACUGGAAUUACCUAGCAAACCUCUGCGGCGUAUGAUAUCUGAGAUGUUGUUUGUACUAAAUCAUACCCAAUUCACGA